This is a messenger RNA of Mangifera indica (mango), 1244 nucleotides long. RefSeq lists its product as uncharacterized. The record is from RefSeq and is a predicted model, not a curated record. Lineage: Eukaryota; Viridiplantae; Streptophyta; Magnoliopsida; Sapindales; Anacardiaceae. The coding region runs from base 154 to 840 and encodes 228 amino acids. The transcript has 2 exons.
AUGAGUAAUUAAGGGGCAAGAAGACUUUCUUUCUCCACUUCCCCUCACCUUCCUUAUUUUGUCUCUGUCAUGAUCUUUCUCCUUUCCUCUAUAUAGUUAUCGUGCAAAGACUUUCUCUCCUGUCCAGUCAACCAUACUUUGUUUUGUUUGAUCAUGGAUUCUGAUCAGCUUCAGCUAAGCUCCACACCUAAGUUGUCGCUUUUCUUUUCCAUACCAAUUAGCAUGGAGUCUCCUGAGAGACCUGGAAUGUUACCGUCACCGCUCUACUCCUCAGCUUCUGUCCCAUUUCGUUGGGAGGAAGAGCCUGGUAAACCCAAAACAUGCACCACUGAGACCCCUUACUCAAACCCCAAAGAUGAUCUUCCUCACAAGUGUUUAGAACUGCCACCUAGACUUUCGUUAAUGGAACCCUCACCCACUACAGUCCUUGAUGGUCCUUACAUGGGCAAGUCUAAGAUCCAGGCUUCUUCGUUUAGGCUGACUACCGGUCAGUGUUAUGGUUCCUUUCGUAGGAGUAGUUUUAGUCUUGAGAGAAGUCAGCUUGGUGCUAUUGUUCUUAGUAAGAAAGGGCACAAAGACAAAGGGUUAUUUGGUUCUUGGUGGAAGAAAGGUAAAAGUGAUGUUGGAGGGGGUAGUUACGUCUUUCCAUCUUCUGUGGAUAGAGAGAGUGAAUACAGCAGAGAAGAUGAAGGGAGUAACCUUACCAGUAUCCGAAGAACAGGCAGCUUUUCUAGUCUUUCAGCUCCAAGGUCUCACUUCUGGGCGACCGUAUACGGGGGCUUGAAGCAAGUGGUUCCAUGGAAGACUAGAAAAGCGAAGAAAGAUGGGUUUCCUGGUUGACUUUUGAUGGGAUAGCGCUGGCCAGUUAAUUAAUGACCUGUAACACAAUUGUGUGGCUGUGUGAUAAUUAUCGUGGUGAAUGAAAAUGACUGCUGCUUGACGCCGCUGCUGUUGCUUCUCUAGCUGGAUUCCGCAACUUUUUUGGAUGGGCCUAAAAUAAGAAGGCGACUACUCUCUGGGCUUGUAAAAUUAAAUAGUGGUCCUUGUUUUUUUCUUUUUAUUUUUGCCAUUCUGAGUAUUUUUCAAACGAAUAACUUUACACUGCUAAUAUGGAUGAAUCUUGCAUAUGAGCGACUUACAAGGACAAGCUCAUAUCAUAUAGGCCAAUUAGUUGCUGUAAUCAGUGUCGGUUAGUAGCAAAUGAGCAAUUGACUGUGCAAAGUUGUCCACUGUCUGGUUUUCAA